Messenger RNA from Mesoplodon densirostris (Blainville's beaked whale), 1432 nucleotides. RefSeq names its product retinoic acid receptor responder 1 (gene RARRES1). Gene Ontology annotation, molecular function: metalloendopeptidase inhibitor activity. The record is from RefSeq and is a predicted model, not a curated record. Lineage: Eukaryota; Metazoa; Chordata; Mammalia; Artiodactyla; Ziphiidae. The coding region runs from base 58 to 933 and encodes 291 amino acids. The transcript is spliced from 6 exons.
CGCCGGCGCAGCCCGCUCGAAGCCCCGACCCGUCGAGCGUCGCGCCAGCCCGCGCCCAUGCAGCUCCGCCGGCAACCGCUUCCCGCGCCCCGACCGGGGGACCGGUACCCCGCCGCCCCGCUGCUCGCGCUGCUCCUGCUGCUCGCCCUCCAGGGGGCGGCGGCGGCGCCCGCGGGGUCCGGGGAGCCCGAGCACUCCGGGUGGCGUCAGGACGCGGAGCUCCCGCGCGGGCUCCUGUCGCAGGCGGCGCGCGCGGCGCUGCACUUCUUCAACUUCCGCGCGAGCUCGCCCAGCGUCCUUCGAGUGCUGGCUGAGGUGCAGGAGGGCCGCGCGUGGAUUAAUCAAAAGAAGGAAUAUAAAGUUGACCUGGUGUUUACCACGGAGCUCUACAACCCAGAGGAAGGUAAGGAACGUCUGGGGAAAUGUUCUGCUCGAGUGUUUUUCAGGAACGAGAAACCCAGACCGGCCAUUAAUAUAACGUGUACUCGGCUCAUUGAGAAGAAUACAAGACAACAAGAAGAUUAUCGGCUCUACAAGUACAUGAAGCAACUUAAAAACCUCUUGGAUGUAGUCAGCAUACCUGAUAGUCAUGGACAUAUUGAUCCCUCUCUGAGACCCAUCUGGGAUUUAGCUUUUCUGGGCAGCUCUUACGUGAUGUGGGAAAAGACAACACAGUUUUUACACUACUACAUGGCACAGCUCAGCAGUGUGAAGCAGUGGAAAACAAAUGAAGAUGCAAUUGAUUUUGAUUAUACUGUUCUACUCCAUGAAUUCUCAACACAGGAAAUGAUUCCCUGUCAUAUUCACUUGGUCUGGUACCCUGGCAAACCACUGAAGGUGAAGUACCACUGUCAAGAGCUACAGACACCAGAAGAAGCCUCUGGAACUGAAGAGGGAUCAGCUGUGGCACCAACAGAGCUUAGUAAUUUCUGAAAAGCAAAAAAGAUCUGUUUAUACUAAAUUCUGAACAAAAUGACUACACUUAAUAGCCUAAAUCAUUAUUCUAGUAAAAUAGCCAAGGUAUAAGGCAUUCUAAUAAUUUGGGAAAGCCUGUGAUUACAAGUAAAUACUCAAAAAUUAAAAGAUACUGGGAUUUUUGGUUUUUGAUUGGUUUGGUUUAGUUUUUAACUCUGGGAGCACAUGCAAACUGAACUCUGCUCAGUGCUAAACAGUUACUCUGCAGGUUCCUCAGGGUUUUAGCCCUAAAAUGUAAAACCAAGUCAGUUAGUGUAUGCUGCAGCUGGACCAGUAAGUAUUUAAAAAACAUAACAAAAUAAAAUUGAUGGUCACAUCUAUAAAUCUGCAUUUCUCAAUAUUUUGAACAUAUUGUAGCUAACUAUUCUGUGUUGUUAAAUUGCUUCUACCUAGUAUGUUAAAAAAGAUAAUAUAUUUCAGUGAAAGCAAAUCGUAGGGAAAAUAUUACCUGUUUAAA